Messenger RNA from Paecilomyces variotii, 1657 nucleotides. RefSeq names its product putative pyridoxal reductase. Gene Ontology annotation, cellular component: cytoplasm. Lineage: Eukaryota; Fungi; Ascomycota; Eurotiomycetes; Eurotiales; Thermoascaceae. Bases 482 to 1456 code for a protein of 324 amino acids. The transcript is spliced from 3 exons. The record is from RefSeq and is a predicted model, not a curated record.
UUCCAGCCGGCAGAUCUUCUAAGGUCCGCUAAGUAAUUAUGCCGAAGCUCUUCUAAAGUGCUCGGAGUUUAGCGGCGGGUUUGCGUGUCUUAUCUCCUGUCGGUGUUCUCUAUCAACGACCGGUCCGGAAGUUAAUAAUCGGACGAGAACACGCCCGCAAAGACAGGAAAGGAGCAGUGGAUGGUUCGAGAAUAUCCAGGGUUCGGAGAUGAGCUUACGAGGUUAACUCAGACCGUGGUCUUAGUAGUAUAUGCGGACAUAGUCAUCGGUAUUACUGGACGAAUCUGUAGAGUAGACAGUACAACGCUGCGGGGAUAAUAAACCUAGAUCCAUGAUGCAAUAAUAGGAAUUCUGGGGCUCGGGAGGAUAUAAAGACCCCUCAUAGCUGCCCCGCCGAAGAUAGACAUCAACGCCUUGUAUUUCCCAGACAUCUACAGACACCUUCAGUUACACAUCACAGAUACGAAUCGCCUCUGUCAACAUGCCUAUCCUCGUCGGAAGAGAGGUUGGUCCUACGGGCUAUGGAAUGAUGAGAUUGACCUGGAAUCCUACACCCCCGAGUGAUGAAGUAGCCUUUGAAACCUUGAACACGGCGUUGAAGCUCGGUGCCAACUUCUGGAACGGUGGAGAGCUGUACGGUACUCCCGAGAGCAACUCGCUGCAUCUUCUCAACAGAUACUUCACCAAGUACCCCGAAAACGCAGACAAAGUGGUUCUGAGCAUCAAGGGUGGUCUGAAGCGCGGUGCCCUGGUACCAGAUGGCUCUGAGGAGAACAUCCGACGAAGCGUAGACGAGUGUCUGCGAGUCCUGGACGGAAAGAAGAGCGUCGAUAUCUUCGAAUGCGCCAGACAGGACCCGAACACUACGGUCGAACAGACCGUGAGCAUCCUAGCUCAGCUCGUGAAGGAGGGAAAGAUUAAGGGCAUCGGACUCAGUGAGGUCGACGCUGAGACGGUGAGACGAGCAGCCAAGAUUCACCCCAUCGCGGGAGUCGAGGUUGAACUGUCCCUGUGGGAUACGCACGUCCUUGAAGAUGGCACCGCGGCAGCCUGCGCGGAACUUGGAAUCCCUCUGAUUGCCUACUCUCCGCUUGGCCGGGGAGUUCUGACAGGCUCCAUCACCAAACUCACUGAUAUCCCCGAGGGCGACUUCCGGAGACUGCUGCCUAAGUACCAAGAUGAGACUCUGAAGAACAAUCUGCAGCUGGUCAACGAAGUGAAGAAGAUCGCCGAGCGAAAGAGUCUGACCCCUGGUCAGAUCGCUCUGUCCUGGCUGAAGACCUUGAGCGCAAAGCCUGGCAUGCCUACGAUUAUUCCCAUCCCUGGUGGUACGACUAGCGACAAGGUUACUCAGAAUACGAAGGACAUCCCUGAACUUGACGAUGCGGAUAUGAAGGAUCUCGAAAAGAUCUUGCAGGAGCACAAGGUGGUUGGAGAAAGAUAUCCUUCGCACUAAACCAGUAUUUACCAGCCUCCGUCGAUAGACUACUUCCAUCCCGGUCAGAGCAACGAUUAUUGCUACGCAGCGAAGCUAUACGGGGGAAAAAAAAUCAGGCGAUAAACUCUGCAUAUAGCGGACUCUACUUGGCAUUUCCUGUUCUGAAAUGAAGGUCAGCUAAACCCUUUUGACGUCUUCUGAAAACAAAUGCUUCGAGUG